Messenger RNA from Lineus longissimus, 2951 nucleotides. Its product is annotated as monocarboxylate transporter 13-like. The transcript has 3 exons. The coding region runs from base 12 to 1685 and encodes 557 amino acids. Gene Ontology annotation, biological process: transmembrane transport. NCBI's taxonomy places the organism in Eukaryota, Metazoa, Nemertea, Pilidiophora, Heteronemertea, Lineidae. Gene Ontology annotation, cellular component: membrane. The record is from RefSeq and is a predicted model, not a curated record. Gene Ontology annotation, molecular function: monocarboxylic acid transmembrane transporter activity.
UUGAAAUCAAAAUGGCCUCCGGCACUCGCGGAAACGGCGCUGACGACUCGGACGAAAAAAUAUGUCUUCGGAAUGACAGCCGUGUUUUCCCCCCAACGGCCCAUGCCACCUCGAUCAAAGGAACUGUUGCUGAGAAGUCCGGGCACAUUCUGAAUUUAUCUGACUUAAUCGGCGGUUCUAGAAGCAGCUUUGUCGAAAGUGGUAACGCUGGUCACUUUUUCAAAGUGCUCAACCCAGAUGGAAAAGAUCGGUACGAGAACGGGUCGGGGAAUUCUAAGAUUAACGCCAAACCAAGUGAUUCUGAGAAAGCGAAAAACAAAUUUGUCUGCAAAGCAGCUGAUAUUUUCCAGUACCGUUACUUGGUCGUUUUUGUGAGUUCCAUGUAUAUGAGCAUCAUGGCUGGGAUCACCAUGACUUGCGGACUCUACUGCCAACCCUGGAUAGAUGAAUUCGGCGCGGAUAGCAUGACGGCGUCCUGGGUCGCUUCCCUCCAUGUUGGCCUGACCUGCGGUGUCAGUCUGAUAUCCAGUUUACUCACGGAGAAGCUGGGCUACAGAAAGACUGUUAUUUUGAGUGGAUUGGUGACGUCUGCGGGUCUCAUAUCGUCUGCCUUUGUGCCCAAUGUUUACGUUCUUUUCCUGACUUUUGGGAUCGCCGGAGGGGGUGGAAUUGGACUAUCGUUUACACCGAUGAGCACAAACGUCUCGUAUUACUUCAAAGGCAGAAGUCGAGUGGUUGCAGUAGGACUAGUCACAGCCGGCGCUGGUUUCGGAUCGUUUGUAUUCCCGUAUCUGAUAAGCUUUAACAUCACACAAUUCGGUUGGAGGGGCGCCGUGCUGAUUUCUGGGGGUGGCUCGUUGAACUUUUGUGUUUUUGGCGCCAUCUUGCGGAAUCCAGGCAACUUUAUCAGAGGGAAACAUGAAAGUGAUGGACUGAACCGCCUGUGUAGUACUUCUAUCAGGCAAUAUGGCUUUAUUUUGUAUGUUUUGCAUACUAUGUUAGUUUCGGCUGGGACGUCAGUUGUCUUUAUUCACAUUGCCGGCAUAACUGAAGAGCUCACCAAUGCGACGAGGGAGCAGAGCAACUCUCCUGUCGCCAUGAUCGGCCUGACAAACCUAAUUGGAAGACUAUUCUGGUCACUGAUUGGCUACUCCAAACACGUGGACACCAUGGUCUCGUUUCUCGUCUGCAUGACUUUGACAGGGGUCAUGUCAAUCAUUCUGCCGUUUUUAACCGCGUUGACUCACAUUAUUAUCUGGGCCUUGGCAUUUGGAUUCUUCUGGGCUCCAAAUGUCUCCCUAAUGCAAAUUGUGACGUUGCAUUUUGUUCCACUAAACGAAAUCAACACUGCAUUGGCCUACGUCAUAGGCGGGCAAUGCGUUGGCUUCAUGGGCGGCGCCCCCCUCGCUGGAGUCCUGUACGACGCCACUCGGAACUAUGGCAACUCAUUUUACCUCGGGGGCAGCUUUAUUUUCCUCGGCUGCUUGGCCCUCGUGGUGCCGACGAUCAGUCACUGCAGACCAUCAUGCAGUGCGAAGGAAGUUCACAUUGAGAAAGCUAUAUCGAAGGUAUUUGGGAAUAGUGUGAUACAUGUAUUUGGAAGUCAAUACUUGGGAGAGUCAGACGACAGGGCUGAGGCCCGGACUGAGGGCGCAGAAGCGAUGAUGGAGGCAGAGCCAACAUGACACGAACUAUGACCAGGAUAAUAAAUGUCCCUCGCGAAUUCGUGUCCCUGUCUGAAGUAGUUUCACUUUCAGUCUUAUACAUCCCCUUACCAACAAUGAUGAUGGGUGCAUGGACCAGAGUAGACGAAGACCUUUCACCCGGACUAUACAUGGGCAAUUGUUUCCCUCAUAGAAUCUGGUGAUUAAUAUAAUUAUCAUCGAUAAUCUCUAACCUGCAGACACAUGUUUGUAUCUUACUUUUUUACUCCUUUGUCAUACAAAAUAUCGACGGGUGGAGUAUAUCAAAAACAGGAUGCUAUGACGGAAGCUAGUGGGUGCCUGUGUAUCCGAGGUAACCAGAGACAGAGAGAGGAUGGAUGUCAAGCCUAUUGGAGGUGUUAUUCUCUGGGAAUUUACAUGUAUAUUAACUUGGUGGUCUUCUUCUUCUGGAAUCAACCUGUCUAAACUAUAACUUUAAUCAGUUAAAUGAAUAAUCGGUGAGACCACAUGCCGAAACUCACGAGACAACGGGCCGAAAUUCACAGGUUGAGGGGUUUUCGGGGCAAAAGACCAAGGAGGAGAUUGGUGUGCUCUCUUUAUCAAGUUGUCUUUCGUCCAUCGCGUGUGCAGCGCCAGCGCCAGCAGCAGCAUCAACAACGUAGACUCCUAUGCAGUCCAUUUCGUCAUCCUGAUCGUCGACGACGGGCCGGUCCACUGCGUCCGGAGUGUACAGCAACGCUGCACCGUCCGGAUGAUCUGACCAUCCCCCGACCGCGUCAUUUAUGAAUUCUCUAUCGCUACCGUGGAGCCUUACCACAUGCGACUAGUACACUUGUUUGUCGAGCCACACUCUAUAGAGUUGGGACAUUACAAGGAGACAAGACACAUCCUGAGCAUGUUACAAGGAGACAACUUACUGCACUCGUUUGUCCAGGCACAUCCUGAGCAUGGGACGUUACAAGGAGACAACUGCACUCGUUUGUCCAGGCACAUCCUAAGCAUGGGACGUUACAAGGAGACAACUGCACUCGUUUGUCCAGGCACAUCCUGAGCAUGGGACGUUACAAGGAGACAACUGCACUCGUUUGUCCAGGCACAUCCUGAGCAUGGGACGUUACAAGGAGACAACUGCACUCGUUUGUCCAGGCACAUCCUGAGCAUGGGACGUUACAAGGAGACAACUGCACUCGUUUGUCCAGGCACAUCCUGAGCAUGGGACGUUACAAGGAGACAACUGCACUCGUUUGUCCAGGCACAUCCUGAGCAUGGGACGUUAUAAGGAGACAA